UUCGGUUGGGAGUUUGCCCAGUGCGAAAUUUGCCCACACACCCUCGAGACGUCAUGGGGAACAAGCCGGCGACGUUGAAGGAGCAGCUCCGCGAAAACAAGCGCGAGAUCAACCGAGCAAUCCGCGACCUCGACCGCGAACGCACGACCUUGCAAGUGUCGGAGAAGAAGUUGAUCCUAGAAAUCAAGAAGAUGGCGAAGGAAAACCAGAUUGCGUCCGUGAAGAUCAUGGCCAAGGAUUUGGUGAGGACAAGACAGCACAUCACCAAGUUUUAUACGAUGCGGUCGCAACUACAAGCAGUGUCGUUGCGAAUGGAAACCGCCAAGUCUGCGGAAGCCAUGACGUCGGCGCUGCAAGGCACGACAAAGGUCAUGAAGUCGAUGGCGAAGACCAUGAAUCUGCCCAAACUCAACAAAAUCAUGAUGGAGUACACCAAGGAGAGCGAAAAGAUGGAGAUGCAGCAAGAAAUGCUCGGGGACACCAUCGACGACGUUAUGGACGCCGACCAGGACGAAGAAGAGGAGGACAAGAUCGUGUCGCAAGUGCUCGACGAGAUCGGGAUCGACAUGUCUGGUGCGCUACUCGAAGCGCCGUCGGCCCGAGUUCCCACCGCCGUAGCGGCUCCGGCUCCUUCACAUGCAGCCUCGCUUCCUCCUGCACCAGUGGAUGCUUCCGGUGGAGGGGGCGAUUCCGCCGUGAGCGAGCUCGAAGCGCGUCUGAACAACCUCCGCCGGAAUUAACGACCCCAUACCACCAUGGGUUACAGAUAGGGCUAGGAACGAACGAUAACCACCGCUGGCAAUAUAUCGAAAGAGUUGACGGGUAUAUUCAUUUUAGUAUCCCAUGUCUGGAAUGAUCAGCAAAUUCUUCGGGAUCAAGUUGAACUGGAUGGAAAAGUACACGAACCGAUGGCAAAGGAAUGUGGAGGCUUCGAAAUGCUGAAACACGUCCGGGUGAUGGAAGAACGUGUGCGAGAAGACGCGGUACAAGCGCCGCGCCACGCUCUGAAAGUACUGCGUCGCGUCGCGGUUGAUGCUCACGCGAGACGGGAAUAUCCGCGAUGAUGUCAAUAGCUGGUUCGCGUUGUCCAACGUGUGCAUGAUGUAGUCGAACGCACAGCACUCCUUCGGUUGCUUGUGGGCCGCACAGAGGAAUACCCAGUCGUCCGUGGCCUUCAUGAUCGUACACGACUGCUUCGUGCACGCCCCGUCCAGCAAUGCCACGAGGAUGUUCAGUUCCUUCACCACUUGGCGCAGGUGCUCGUACUGCCAAAUGAACACGUCCAUGUCGUCCGGCACCUCGUAGAUAGAUUUGAGGUUGCGCGAGUUGAGUCGGAUCUCACGCUGAAUGCGCUGCUCGGCCUGGAAGGGGCCAUUAAACAGCUUGUCAUCGAUGUCUUUGUCUGCCCACUGAAAGAAGUCUGCGCUUCUCGUGCCCGCGAUGUUCUUCCCCACCACACUCAUGGUUGUUCCUUCUUGCUGCAGACGAUAUCACCA
Messenger RNA from Aphanomyces astaci, 1496 nucleotides. RefSeq lists its product as hypothetical. Gene Ontology annotation, biological process: endosome transport via multivesicular body sorting pathway; late endosome to vacuole transport; protein transport. Bases 54 to 740 code for a protein of 228 amino acids. Gene Ontology annotation, cellular component: ESCRT III complex; multivesicular body. Lineage: Eukaryota; Oomycota; Saprolegniomycetes; Saprolegniales; Verrucalvaceae. The transcript has a single exon. The record is from RefSeq and is a predicted model, not a curated record.